Molecule: messenger RNA, 270 nt
Organism: Suillus paluster
Lineage: Eukaryota; Fungi; Basidiomycota; Agaricomycetes; Boletales; Suillaceae
Product: kinase-like domain-containing protein
Exons: 2
Biological process (GO): protein phosphorylation
Molecular function (GO): ATP binding; protein kinase activity
Source: RefSeq, a predicted model, not a curated record
UCUGUGCCUGUCAUGCACGGGGAUAUAACAGGGGCGAACAUACUAAUUGACAAGAGCGGCCAUGCGAGGCUAAUUGAUUUUGGUCUUUCCACCAUUCUCCGACCCCUUCUCGGCCAGUCGCACUUGGCUGCGACAUCUAUACGCACAGGUGCCAUCCACUAUGCAGCACCAGAACUCGUUCUGUCAGAUGACAUCGAUGACGAUGUCCGUGACCUGGGGCAUUUUGAAAAAAUCGAUAUCUACUCUUUUGGUUGUGUAAUGCUUCAAGUG